Messenger RNA from Elephantulus edwardii (Cape elephant shrew), 1179 nucleotides. RefSeq names its product uroporphyrinogen decarboxylase (gene UROD). NCBI's taxonomy places the organism in Eukaryota, Metazoa, Chordata, Mammalia, Macroscelidea, Macroscelididae. Gene Ontology annotation, biological process: heme biosynthetic process. The transcript is spliced from 10 exons. Gene Ontology annotation, molecular function: uroporphyrinogen decarboxylase activity. The record is from RefSeq and is a predicted model, not a curated record. Bases 9 to 1112 code for a protein of 367 amino acids. Gene Ontology annotation, cellular component: cytosol.
CGCUUACCAUGGAGUCGAAGGAGUUGAGAACCCAGAGUUUUCCGGAAUUGAAGAAUGACACGUUCCUGCGAGCAGCUUGGGGGGAAGACACAGACUACACUCCAGUUUGGUGCAUGCGUCAAGCUGGCCGCUACUUACCAGAGUUUAGGGAAACCCGAGCUGCCCAAGACUUUUUCAGCACCUGCCGAUCUCCUGAGACCUGCUGUGAACUGACUCUGCAGCCACUGCGACGGUUCCCUCUGGAUGCUGCCAUCAUCUUCUCCGACAUCCUUGUUGUACCCCAGGCACUGGGCAUGGAAGUGACCAUGGUGCCUGGCAAAGGACCCACCUUCCCAUCACCACUAAGGGAAGAACGGGACCUGGAACACCUACGAGAUCCUGCAGUGGCGGCCUCUGACCUGGACUAUGUGUUUCAAGCCAUCACCCUUACCCGGCAGCGGCUGGAUGGACGUGUGCCACUGAUUGGUUUUGCUGGGGCCCCGUGGACCCUGAUGACGUACAUGAUUGAAGGUGGCCCCUCCAGCACCAUGGCUCAGGCCAAGCGCUGGCUCUACCAGAGACCUCAGGCCAGUCACCAGCUACUUCACAUCCUCACUGAUAUUCUGGUACCAUAUCUAGUGGGACAAGUGGCUGCUGGUGCUCAGGCAUUGCAGCUCUUUGAGUCCCACGCAGGGCAUCUUGGUCCACAGCUCUUCACCAAGUUUGCACUACCCUAUAUCCGUGAUAUAGCCAAGCGGGUGAAGGUGGGACUGCAGGAGGCAGGCCUGGCACCUGUGCCCAUGAUCAUCUUUGCUAAGGAUGGCCAUUUUGCCUUGGAGGAGCUGGCCCAGGCUGGCUAUGAGGUGGUUGGGCUUGACUGGACUCUGGCCCCAGAGAAAGCCCGGGAGCGCGUGGGGAAGACUGUGACCCUGCAGGGCAACCUGGAUCCCUGUGCUCUGUACGCAUCUGAGGAGGAGAUCAGGCGGCUGGUGCAGCAGAUGCUGGAUGACUUUGGGCCACAGCGCUACAUCGCCAACCUGGGCCAUGGACUUUACCCUGACAUGGACCCAGAACACGUGGGGGUCUUUGUGGAUGCUGUGCAUAGACAUUCACGUCUACUUCGACAGAACUGAGCCAGUGGAUUGUACCCCAAGUGUCACCAAACAUAGACGACUGUUUCUAGAAUAAAAGCCUCACAGU